UCAUUCUUCACCAUCCAAAUUUCUUGAAUAUUAUUAGUUCCCGUAGUAUCCAAUUCUUUUCUCUUAUCUUUCAAUCUCAUAUUGAUCCUUCAAGAAAAGAGAAGGGAAAGCUUCGAGUUUUGAUCAAGAAUGGAGUGUUAUCCGUUGGACCUUACCAUCAUAUCUGCAGAGGGAUUAAAGAAUGUCAACGUGUUCUCGAGAAUGGAUGUUUAUGCCAAGGUUAAGAUUUUGGGAUACCCCAAGAACAAGCAGAAGACGCACGUUGACAAGAAUGGUGGCACCGCUCCCAAAUGGAACCAUCACAUGAAAUUCAUCAUUGAUGAGCCUUCCCUUAACAAUCCAGGCGUAUCCCUCCUCAUUAAGCUCAAGUCUGACCGCACUUUCGGCUCUGACAAGGAGAUUGGAGAGGUUAACCUCCCGAUCUCUGAACUUUUCAAUGGUGGUGUUGAUGCUGACACGAAGGAUUCAGGCGAAAGGGUCGUGGAAUAUCAGGUCAGGACCUCCUCGGGAAAGCCCAAGGGAACCAUCAAGUUCUCGUACAAGUUUGGGGAAAAGUUCAAGCAAGAGGCGGAAGCCAAGAAGAAGAAUGUGGGUGAGCCUGUAACCGCUUAUCCUGCCCCGCAACAUGCUGCAGGGGCUAGCAUGGCAUACCCGCCCCAUUAUGAUCAGGGGUAUGCUAUGCCCCCUCCUGGUUACCAGCAGCCCUAUGGAGGAUAUGCUCCUCCUCCUCCAGGAUAUGGUGGAUACCCUCCUCCUUCAGGGUAUCCACCUGCUGGUGCGCCGGGAUAUGGAUAUCCACCCCCGCCCGGGUACGGAUAUCCUCCUCAGCCAUACCAGCAAGUCCAGCCCCCUAAGAAAGAAAAGAACAAGAUGGGAGGUCUUGGCCUGGGGUUAGGGGCUGGAUUGCUUGGAGGGCUGCUGGUUGGAGAUAUGAUGUCUGAUGUCGGAGAAAUGGCUGCCUAUGAUGCAGGCUAUGACGAUGCAAUGGGUUUCUAGAUGAUGAUGAUGACGAUGGGAUUAUCAGUGUUCUAACCAUGUUUUAAUGGUUAGUUAACUUGGGUUUUUUACAGAGCUCUCUAAGGAUCUGAAUGGAGCUUGAUGUUUUAUAUUAGCAUAGCCAUUCGUCUUUUUCGAUUUUUUGGUGUUUUGAGAGGGAGAGAGAGAGAGAGACUGGAAUGGGGAAUGAUAAACAGAAACAUUAUGUUGAUGUAUAUAUGUUUUGUCAUUGACCUUGACAGUAAGUCAAUUCGAUUGACUACUUUUCUUUUUUUUUUUUCUAAUAUGGAUCUUUUUAUUUUAUUUUA
Molecule: messenger RNA, 1304 nt
Organism: Coffea arabica (coffee)
Lineage: Eukaryota; Viridiplantae; Streptophyta; Magnoliopsida; Gentianales; Rubiaceae
Product: protein SRC2 homolog
Biological process (GO): defense response
Source: RefSeq, a predicted model, not a curated record